AUCCAUAAGAUCCGAUCUCUCUCACGGCAUGGGGAUAACGUCAUCCACAGAUCUGAAACCGGAGAAUUCCGAUCCCAAAUCUCAAAAAAACCAAGUCCAGCCAGAGAAAGUAGGAGAUUCGUCAAGUCUUUGGCAAGAUCGAUUACAAGUUUUUGUGAAAGAAGGUGCAUGCAAGGAAACAUAUACGGCUUUUAAAGAUUGCGUGGAAGAAGCUGAGAAGAAGAAUAAGGAACCUAUCUUGUGUUAUCCGAUGUUGGAGAAGUGUAUGGAGAGACAUUCUGAUUACUAUCAUCCCUUUCUCGAUGCGAAGAAAACUGCUGUAAAACUGAUGAUGAAGGAUUUCAUGCCGUCAACUGUUUGGCGAGAUCCAGGGGAAUCCGUAUCCCCAAAUGAAUUAAAGGAAGAAGAAGAGAGAGAAGAGGUGUUUUUAGCGUUCAUGAGAGGAGGUGGUUGCAAGGUACCAUUUAGUGCUUGGGAAGAUUGCUAUGAUGAAGCUAACAAGAACAAGGAAGAUAUGGUCCUUAAGUGUGUGGGAGUUUUUUCGAUGAUGACCAAAUGUAUGGAUGCUCAUCCUGAUUACUAUCGUCCCUUUCUUGCGGCCAAGAAAACUGCUGAAGAACACAUGGAGAAGGAGCUUCAAGCCUUUCUCUCAGAAGCAAAAUGAGCGGUGUUUGAGUGGAUGUAGGUGUCUUUUAUGGUUUUUUUUUUCUUGGGAGCAAAAAUUGGAUUAGGUUUCCAUAUGAAUGAAUACUUUUCUUUUUU
This is a messenger RNA of Arabidopsis arenosa, 762 nucleotides long. The record is from the annotation of a GenBank genome assembly. Lineage: Eukaryota; Viridiplantae; Streptophyta; Magnoliopsida; Brassicales; Brassicaceae.